CAUCGUGUAUAAAAGAUUUUUUAGCCAACAUAAGUUUGAAAAAGUUGUAACAUAUUUUUUUACAGAAUUUACUUUAAAAUUUAAACAUUUUGCGGACGUUUGUUCCGGGUUGAUCGUCCAGAGCAGAAAUUUUGACAUUGUUGAAGAGUUAGUUCGUAAAGUUUGACGGAACAUGCAACAAGUUCUUUUAUUCGGAUUCAUUUGCAUUUGGUACGCUUCUUGGUGCCUAGCAUUUCAUGAUGAUUAUGACAGUAAUAGCAACAGUUGGGAGGAACAGAGGGCAGUUUUCAAAAAGGACGAUUCAAAAAAUUAUCCCGAUUAUUAUGUAGGGUUGAAAUACAAUGACUAUCCGACUAUAGUUCCAAGAAAAAGGACGGCAAUUUUCUUGGACAGAGUCAUGAUGGCUCUUCAGAGGGCCAUAGACGAAGAGGAAAAGAUUGCCGCAGCUGCAGCUGCUGCUGCAUCUUCCGUUGCAGAUAAUAAAAGUCGAACAAAAAGUGUAGGACCAGAAGCACUUCGAUCAAUGGACUUGCAACGAAGAGGUCACCAAGAUAGUAUGCAAACACAACAGAAGGGUCGAGUGUACUGGAGAUGUUAUUUCAACGCAAUCACUUGCUUCAAGUAACACUGAGGAGGAAUUAUGAUGUAUAUAAUAAAGAUAAAAAAGUACUUAUAUGAAAACCACAACAGAACGAUGAUGAUGCACUUUUCUGUUAGGCGCAGAUGUGAUAACCAACCCACUUCAGUAUUUUGUCGUCAUUUUAUUAUAUUAAUUUAUUAUUGUAUGUAAUAUGUAUUAAUGUCUAGUAUUGCUUUGAUGUGAAUUGUAUCUGUUUUUACUUGAACGAA
Agrilus planipennis (emerald ash borer) is the source of this 849-nucleotide messenger RNA. RefSeq lists its product as uncharacterized. The transcript is spliced from 3 exons. NCBI's taxonomy places the organism in Eukaryota, Metazoa, Arthropoda, Insecta, Coleoptera, Buprestidae. Bases 173 to 625 code for a protein of 150 amino acids. The record is from RefSeq and is a predicted model, not a curated record.